AUGGCAUACAUGGCUCUUGAAGUUAUCGACUAUCAGCGCUUGCUGGAACGAGACAACAAUGAGAUCAAGAAGUUGGUCAGCAUUUGCUCCAAUGCCGGGCUGUUCUUUUUGGACUUGAGAGGAAAAGAGAGCAAAUCCCUAUUGGCAGAUCUGCAGCCCAUCAUCGAUGCUCAGCGCAACUUCUUUGGGCAGAAGCCCGAGAUGAAGAUGCCGUACGCGAGCCCUCUCGAUGGUCGAGGAUACGACAGCUUUGACGAGAUUUUCGUACAGAGACUCAAGUUGUCGCGCGAGGAACAGGUUCAGGGCUGUCUUGCUCUGCCUAAAGACCUGCAAGCAGUUGAGACCAAAGUCAACAACGUAUCCUCAAGAAUUGAUGCCAUUCUUCGGGACAUCUCCAUGCUGCUAUGCCAGAACUUGGACCCUCCUAUUGCGACCAACGUUGUGGACAAUCCUAGCAGCACCGGUCUGAGUAACUUGUGUCUGGGUAUAUCGGCUGCAAAGGCUGGAACUCCAGUGAUGGGUGAGCAUUUGGACGAGGACCUCCUGACGCUCACGUUCUACGAUGAACCGUUUUUGGAGGUGCUGGACAGACAGGCACAAACGUGGAAACUCGUUGAUGUGUUGGAACAUUUGCCUAUUGUGAAUGUCGGCGAUAGAUUUCAGAACUUUUCUGAUGGUCGACUGCAUGCACCUUUGCAUCGGGUUAAGCAGACGCCGAAUGAGAUAGAUCUUAUCAUGUAUGAUUUGGAUGCAAGUAUACAGCAGGUGUGCUGA
Messenger RNA from Trichoderma gamsii, 774 nucleotides. RefSeq lists its product as hypothetical. Lineage: Eukaryota; Fungi; Ascomycota; Sordariomycetes; Hypocreales; Hypocreaceae. The coding region runs from base 1 to 774 and encodes 257 amino acids. The record is from RefSeq and is a predicted model, not a curated record. The transcript has 3 exons.